AUAAAAGACUGKAACUAUCCUUGGCAUUACUGAAACAUCAACAGGCAGAGUGAGACAGACUUACUGUACAGAGACACAGGGAGAUUCAUUAUAGUGAGUGAGACAGACUUACUGUACAGAGACAGAGGGAGAUUCAUUAUAGUGAGUGAGACAGACUUACUGUACAGAGACACAGGGAGAUUCAUUAUAGUGAGUGAGACAUAUUGAGAUAUGAUGCUGGCUGUGUGUGUCACUGUUGUCCUGGGCCUUCUCUCAGUGACUGGCUCCCAGGCGGCCCCUUUAACCUGCGAGGAUCUCCUGAGACCACUGGAGCUGAGCAGUGUCACUCAGACUCUGGGGAAGUGGGUGUAUAUUGCUGAGAGUUCAGACCGUCCUUUCUGGGAGCAAAUACUAUAUACCUUAUUACACAGUGCCUGGAUAGAGGUCUCUGUGCCGGUCGGUACCCAGAACAACAUUCUUGACAUCGCCCAGUUCUAUGGCUUCGGUAUUCCACAUCAAAAUGCUUUUGGAUUCGGAUGCUCCAGGAUCGACUCUAACUUUACUCUGCAUGACAAUAGCACAUGGAGCUCAGUGACCCCCAUCCCUGUUACUGAGAGCCUCCUGACAACGUGCUCAGACUGCCUCCUGACCCUGGAGAGAUGGGAUGAGGAUGAGAAGUCCUACACCUCUCUAACGCUCUACAGUAGGAGAAGGGAGCUCACCGCUACUGAACUGGACCUCUAUAAGAAACAGGUGGAUUGUCUCAGUCUGCCACCAGCGACGUUCGUCGAUCCACAGAAAGAUCUCUGUCUCGACACAACUCCACCCAUAGAAGAUCAAAUUGCGAAGGAAGUUGAGAAUGCAGUUGAACUUAUUUCAGAGAUUCCAAGAAUGCUCAGAAAUGCAUUUGAACAAGUAAAGAAUUCUGUUUAUCAGCCAUUUUCUGAAAUGUUCGGUUAAUGAGUAGUUGCCUCCUCCCUGAUAGGAGGGAGCAUGUGGGCAGCAGUAACCCAGGGUUACAGUACCUAACCCAGCAAGCCUGUAAACAGUGUCUGAUGCCUUGAUGUGGGACCAAACUCCACUCUGCUCGUGAUGCUCUACAUUCAACACAAUAAAUACAGAUUAAGACAAA
Messenger RNA from Salvelinus sp. IW2-2015, 1111 nucleotides. The record is from RefSeq and is a predicted model, not a curated record. NCBI's taxonomy places the organism in Eukaryota, Metazoa, Chordata, Actinopteri, Salmoniformes, Salmonidae.